Molecule: messenger RNA, 4446 nt
Organism: Nasonia vitripennis (jewel wasp)
Lineage: Eukaryota; Metazoa; Arthropoda; Insecta; Hymenoptera; Pteromalidae
Product: putative mediator of RNA polymerase II transcription subunit 26
Exons: 8
Coding region: 1540-3585 (681 amino acids)
Source: RefSeq, a predicted model, not a curated record
UGUGCGCGCGUAUGCCGUGUGGCAGUAGUAGUCCGAACGAAUAAUCCAUCGAAUUUCACGGAAAUCAAAAGCGAGUAUUUUCCGCAAAUAAACUUCGGAUUGAAAUGAAAGUACAUCGCGCGCGCGCGCGCGCGCGAUAUUAUUAAUUUACGAGCGAAACACACGCGCACACACACACACAUACACAGAGAGAAAUGAAACACAUAAGCAGAGAGGAAAAAAACGAAAAUUAAAAUUACCAUACGAAUAGAGUGCGGAGCUUGAGGAGGCAAACAGUUAGCUCUAGCUCGAGAGACACGGUGUGAAAAAACCGUUAUGCCUCGAAGAAGCAGAAAAAUAAUCGGUGCAUGAGGUCGACAAACAGCUCCCGGUGUCUUGUUAGAAAAGCGUGUACACACACUCCGCGAUGUUUAUUGUGCUAAAAGCGCGACGAAAUUUUAUUUCAAUUUGGUAGAUAUACGGGCACUGCAAUAUUCCCAGAGACAUAGAGCGAGAGCGAGAGAGCAAGGUAAAUUCUUACGGAAUAAGGAAAGCCAGAACGACAUGCAUUCAAGUCGGAGAGCUCGGUACAGCGCUAUGCAGCUCUUCGAGAGAGAGAGAGAGAGAGAGAGAGAGAGAGAGAGAGAGAGAGAGAGAGAGAGAGAGAGAGAGAGAGAGAGAUACGAGACACGGAGAGAAAUCAUAAUAAUGAAAUACAGCCCGCGGAGCGACGGAAGAGAACAUCUUACACAGCAGCGCAAUUCGAGUGGGACUCUAGGCAAAGUGUAUUAAUAAAGGGGGCACGGGGGGAAAGAGAUUGCCCGCUAAAACGACGAAUCGCAACUGAUUCGAGCUAACGAGUUGGAUAUGGGGGAAAGCAAAAGAGAGGAGGAAAAACAAUAAAGUUAAAUGACGCGGCAGCAGCCGACGCGGAUGUUAUACUGUCGGGGAAUUAAGCGCGCGCUCGCGGAGAGAAAGAGUUUCGCGCGAGCUGCGCAGCGCUCUCUGAGCAGAGUCGGUCAACCGGACCUGCAUCGGACAUCGGCUUUAUACCUACUGCAUAUCCACGCAGCACUACACGCAGAGAGAGAGAGAGAGAGAGGUGGAGAGUAUUAAGCGCCGCAUCGGAGCAGCAGCUGUACAAGCGCUCUCUCGACGAGUAGUAUGUACGUCCAUUUGGACACACGCGUCUGCGUAUAUAGCUGUAUAGCUGCGUAUGGCUCGAUCAGAGAGAAGUGCUCUCCCGCGCGCGCGAGAGAGUUAGGAGUUGAGAGAGUGAACGCCAUAGGCGCAAGUGGGGAACGACGACGCUGUACAACGUAGUCGUCCUCGGCGGCGGCGGCGGCGGCAGCGGCAGACACGAAACGGGAAGGAGAGGAAGACACGCUCGCGCCGGUCGGCACCUUCUCGAAAGUAUAAAUGAAGGACAAUGACCUAAUUGCGUGCAGAAUAGCCAAGUGCUUCCGAGCCGACUAAUCCUCGACGCCGAGAUCCGCAGCGACAGACGCUCUUCUCUACGAUCGCAUCGCUGGAUCGGCCGAUUUCAUUUUUUCAACCACCAUGAAGAAAACGAGCUGGCUCUGCUGGCUACUGGCCCUCUCGAUGCUCUGCCUGCAGGCCGAGGCGCAGUACAAGUUCAGGAGGCCGCCGCUGCCGCCGCCUCAGAUUUUCAAAAAGUCCUGGCCACCCGGCCCGAGGAUGCCCCCCAUGGGCAACUCCGUACACAUCGGCCCCAACUUUCCUCACAAGAGGCCGCCGCUCUUCAAGCCGCCUAAUUACAGGUUCCGUCGUCCCCCGAGUCCGCCAGCCCCGCCGCCGUCCCCGAUGUUCAACGUCCUGUCGAACCCGUACAACAAGAGCCCGCCGCUGCCUUCGAACCUCGCUAUCAUGAGCAAUUUUGGCUCGGCGGGCGUUCCACCACCACCGGCGCAACGCGCGCCGCCGCCGCUGCCGCCGCCUCAGCCGACGCCCCCCAAGGACUUCCAGUCGAUCGGCAAAGUUCCGCAACUAUUUAGCCCGGAAUACAAUCGAGCGGAAGUAGUGGCUGCCGCUCUGCAGACUCACAGGGCCGCCCUCGAUGACGACAAGGGCCCGAUACACACGAUACCCGCGCCGAACUUGGCUCCCGGCGCCAACGGCAAGUCCUACCAGCAGCAGCAUCAGCAGCAGCAACAGGCCAACAAGCCGGAAGAAACUCCGCGGAGACCCUACUCCGUCACUCAGGUCGAUUACGCGACGGUUUUCAAUGGCCAAGAUACGGGUAUACUGAACCAGCGACUCGUGCCGUCGUCCCACUCGAGCAGCGUUCCGCAGCAUCAUCAGUACGAGGUGACGGAAUCGAACGAAGUCAACUCGGUGCCGCCGAGCAGCUACUUCACCACCGACUUCGACACCGCGCACUACUCCACCUCGAUCGUCCACGACCAGCAGGCCAACGACGUCUACGCGAGCCACCCCUCGUCGUCGGGCAUCUCGCGGUCGACGCAACAGCAGCAGCUCGACUCGAGCCCGUCCAUGCAGGCCAAUCUCCACAGCUCGAUGCACGUCGGCGGCGGCUCGUCCGCCGCUCAGCAGCAGCAGCAGCAGCAUCAGCAGCAGCAUCAGCAGGCGCAAGGCGCCGCGGAUCUGCACGUGGGCCAACCGGUCGCCGCCGGGCCGCCCAUGUCCGCCGCGAAGCUCUACGAGGUGCUCAACACCUUUCCCGCGCAACUGACCGAGCAGUACUCGCUGAACCAACAGCCGCAGAUACAGCAGCACCUACUGCAGCAGCAGUUGUCGGAGAUACUGCAGGGACAGCAGGACGACCAGAGCGCCGCCGUAAGGGCGACCUUCUCGCAGCCGACGCUGCAUUCCUUCAACUACGAAGAGCAGGGCAGCAAGCGGCAGAAGCAGCAACAGCAGAAUAUAUACAUCGAUCAGAAUUACGCUUCCGGACGAGUGACCGCAGAUUACAGCCUGGCGCCCGAAGCCUCGGAGAUCAGCCAGCAGGAGGUCAAUGUAGCGGACCCGAGCGAGCAGGAGGAAAACAACAUCGAGUUCGAAAGUUCCCUCGGUUUCGUCAAGCCCACGACCUAUUUUAGCAAGAGCGGAGGCGAGCAGAGCGUCGCCUCGCAGUUCUACACUACGCUGCCAAACCGCGACGCGGCUGAGAAACUAGCGGCCCUCGCAGCAGCGGGGAAUGUAAACAGUCAGCUCAUUAGUCAACUUCGAGCCAAGCAGCAGCAGCAGCAACAGUCAAAGGAAAGCCAACAGCCGCAGUCCGACCAGCCGAUGCCGGCGAACCACAAGGACGAGGAGAGCGAGCAGAGCAGCGCGGACAGAUUCAACGAGCGUCAACGCCAAAAGUCCUUCUACGCUAGGCAGAAGAUAAGGGAGGAACAGCAGGCGCGCUGGCAAGAGGAAAAAGACAAAUUCCAACAGCAAAGUCAAGACGGCCAAGACAACAAGCCCUUGAGAAUAUUUGUUCCGGAAGACGGCUCGGAGAAGGAGAGAGAGAUCGCUGCCGAUGAUUAUGAAUACGAGAGCGACGAGGCGGACGUACCGAGGGAAAAUGAGCCCUCGUCGGAAGACACGAAUUUCGGAUCUCGCAUCGUUUCGAAGAAUUGAAUUAGCUCGUCGUCGGGAAAUAGGCGGCGAAUCUAUAUGCAUACCUAGAUAGAGAUUUUUAAAUGGACUUUCGUACUUUUUCCCUCUGCACGUGGGAAGCGAUAUUAUGAGUAUUUUAUGUCGUACGGACGCUCGCGUCUUUUGUCCUCGUAUACAGAAAACCAAAUUGCCUUCUGAUUUUGCUAUAGAUAUCUACCUUAUGCUUAAGAAGUAGGAAUUCAGAAUAGCACCGAUGAAAUUGUAAUUUAAGGAAAUUCGACUGACUAAAACUUUCUCGGUGCAUUUUUACGUUCAAGCGCGAAUCGAGUGAGAAAAUACUUGAUCCCAGAAUCGUUGCAUACAUCAAUGAAUUAUCAAAUACGUUCUGAUGCGUUUAUCGAUAUUUUUAUAAUUAUUUAUUUAUGUAUUUAUUUAUUAUCUAUUUAUUGGUUAGUGAAAUUUCGUGCAGAUAUAGCGAUUCUCCAAUCGUAUUCUGUCCUUGGCAAUUUUUAUAAAAGUGAAUCUUUCUACGGGAAAAAGUGAUCUGUAUACAACUGUAUGCCUUCCUAUAUAUAACAAUAUAUAAACUCUUAUCAUAUAUUGCCAUUAUAUAAUCGUAUACGGCUGUGUAUAAUUUAUGUAUAAUCAUGUAUAACCGCAUAAAUAAGCGUAUAUGAUCGUAUAUGGCGAAGUAUAAAAUUAUUCUCUGGUGAUCAAAUUUAAAUGUAUAUUUAUUUAUUUAGUGAAAAAUGUAAUAGGUGUAACAUUUUUAUCGAAAACUGACGAAUUCGCAUGCAAUCAAAAGAUUCUAAUGACGUCAUUAAAAUACGUGUAUUACUAUAAGGUGUAUUUGAAUAAGAGAAUAAAUUACAAAUAGAUUAA